AUGGAUAAUAAAUCAGGAGGUGAUUCGAUAGAGAUUCAUCUGGCAAAGGAGAUGAUGAAUAUCCCACGGACUUCCACAACGCCCACGCCGGUGGUGGGCGUUUCUGGCGGGACCAAACCGCAGACGAUAUUCAUCCAUAAGCUAUACGAUAUGUUGGAAGACGGAAAUAUUUCACACCUUAUAUGGUGGACAGAGAAUAGUGAGUCGUUUUGCUUGUUGCCCGGCGAGGAGUUUUCGAAGGUUUUGGCGCAAUAUUUUAAGCACACCAACAUAGCGUCGUUCAUAAGACAGUUGAACAUGUACGGGUUUCAUAAGGUGAACGAUGCGGGACAGAGCGAGAAUGGAGGCGAUAAUAACGUUGCUAAAUGGGAAUUUCGCCAUCUGGCGAACCAUUUUCGUAAGGGAGACGUUGAGAGUUUGAAAUUGAUUAAACGCAGAUCAUCGAAAAACGUUACUCACACUAGAGAAUCGGCCAAGACGGCCGGGGGUAACGAGGAGGAUAUACACGAAACUACGGGCAUAGAAGAUUCCAAGGGCCCUCAGAACGGUGAACAACCCGACGUAAAUACUCACGAGCAGCAACAUUAUCAUCAGACGUUACAGUUACAGCAACAGGACCAAAUGCCCCAGCCACCCGGCAUGAUACCACACCACCACCUUGCACAAAUAGACGGGGCUCCAUCGCCCAGCGUGCUACCAGUGCUCUCGAAACUGCCCCAUCGGUAUCCAGCUUCUGAUAAGUCGUUAGAGGCCCGUCUACACGAGGUGACGAAUAGUUUGGUUAGCCUAGGACAAGAGCACCACCAGUUGCAAAAGCUGGUCGACUUGGUGUUUAAUGAGCAGAAGAAAAGCCAGUUUGAUCUAAUCCAAAUGGUAGAAAUAAUGCAGCGCCAUGCUGUGAAGAGCGAAGACGAUAAAAAAUUAGAUUACGAGUUAGCAAACUUUAAACAGGUCUUACUAAACAAAUUCAACAACUUGCAUGUGCUUAAUUCGCAAGCACAAGGCCACCAGCCGCAAAACAUACAUCCACAACAUCAGUCGCAUGCUCAUCAUUCGAUGACGCCUCAAUAUAAUUCAUCCAACUUGCAUUACUCAUCUUACUCGCAGCCAAACGCUGAUUCCAAUGUUGAUUCUUCCAAUGUUGACGUACAUAAUUCAUCGAAAAAUGGACCCAAACAACCUAUUCCAGACGGUUCUAUGACCAAGGAUGGCCAACCUCCAUACACAUAUCCAGAGAAGUUCAUGGAUAAGAAUAAUAUCCCAACUUCUUUGCAUUCACCUCACACAUCUGAAGUAAGAAGGGGGUUUCAACAGUACCCAUUUCCCAACAUGAAUACUGACCUAAGGGUGAGUACUCCUACUACACCAGACUUGUUCGGUCCUUCUGUUUCCCAAAGGGCUUCGUUGCAAUCUUCAAACACAUAUGAGCAACGCCCACAGUCGAUUCCCACUCCAAACUCAUCGUUAUCAUUAUCGCGACUGGCGUUAUCGAACUCAUCUGUGUCAUCUGGGUCAUCAUACUCAAUUAAUACAUCUGGGGAAGCUCCUCCAAAAUUGAUUCCAUUGCCCUCGGUAUCCGAGUUGGAUAAGCUGAUAAAAAAUGGCGGCGGUGGAUUACCUCUUUAUAGAAUGCUAAACUCAUAUGGGCCUUUGAAGAGGAAGAGUUCUGCAGAUGAAGAAAACCGAAAAAGACAAGCCUAG
This is a messenger RNA of Debaryomyces fabryi, 1701 nucleotides long. It is a transcript of the gene SFL1, whose product is annotated as Sfl1p. The coding region runs from base 1 to 1701 and encodes 566 amino acids. The record is from RefSeq and is a predicted model, not a curated record. Lineage: Eukaryota; Fungi; Ascomycota; Pichiomycetes; Serinales; Debaryomycetaceae. The transcript has a single exon. Gene Ontology annotation, biological process: regulation of DNA-templated transcription. Gene Ontology annotation, molecular function: DNA-binding transcription factor activity; sequence-specific DNA binding.